This is a messenger RNA of Triticum dicoccoides, 784 nucleotides long. RefSeq lists its product as uncharacterized. The transcript has a single exon. Bases 57 to 323 code for a protein of 88 amino acids. Lineage: Eukaryota; Viridiplantae; Streptophyta; Magnoliopsida; Poales; Poaceae. The record is from RefSeq and is a predicted model, not a curated record.
CACACCACACACUACCACCACGCACAAAUCGUCCUAGCUUGAUCUCAAGGGCGGCCAUGGAGACGAUGGCGGCGAACGGCGGUGGGAAGGGCAGGGCGGCGGCGAGGUAUGGGGACAGGGAGCAGCAGGGCGCGGGGUGCGGAGGCGCGGGCCGCUUCCAGAUGCCACUGCACUACCCGAGGUACACCAGGGACAACUACGAGGCCAUGCCCGAGUGGCAGCUCGACCGCCUCCUCUCCGACUACGGCCUCCCCGUCCACGGCAACGUCAAUCAGAAGCGCAGCUUUGCCAUGGGCGCCUUCCUCUGGGGCGCCGGAAACUGAUCUGCCGACCGGCCGUACGUCUAAUCUUCUCCCUCCACCGUGGAGCAGACGAGCAGUGCUAAUCAAUCAUUCAUGAGUCAUGACUCACUUACGAUGGACCUGAGAGAUACUCCCUCUCUUCCAAAAUAGAUGACCCAACUUUGUACUAAUUUUUAUACAAAGUUAGGUUAUUUAUUUUGGAACGAAGAAAGUAGUAUUAUCCACAUACGCAGAGAUCGAAUAGCUAGCUACUCCUCCUGUCCCAAAAUAUAAAAACGUUUUUGACAGUAGUAUAGUAUUAUAAACGUUCUUAUAUUUUGAGAUGGAGGGAGUAGCUACCAAGUUGAUAUGACAUGGCAUAUACUAUAUGUGUUUGUAUGCUAAUUUGGACUAGUUGAUCGUUUGAAUUUCUAGCUAGCUACGGUGGUGUGGUUACUGAUGUGUGAAACUGGGAAUUGCGUAUGUCUUAAUAAACUUCUUAA